Molecule: messenger RNA, 1826 nt
Organism: Panicum virgatum (switchgrass)
Lineage: Eukaryota; Viridiplantae; Streptophyta; Magnoliopsida; Poales; Poaceae
Product: transcription initiation factor TFIID subunit 15-like
Exons: 8
Coding region: 361-1521 (386 amino acids)
Molecular function (GO): RNA binding
Source: RefSeq, a predicted model, not a curated record
GUUCCGGAGACGGCACCACCCUUGCUGCCGUUCUCGUCACCACACCACAGGCGAGGGCGACUCCUUCCUCGCAGCAGCCGCCCGCCCCGACCCCGUUCGCCACGCCUCUGCUCGCUGCGGCGCGGCGCAGUAUCCGCGCGUACCCGGCCGGCCUCUCUGUGGAGGCGCAUCUGGUGGCUACCUUGCCAGGCUAGGGUUGGGGGUGGCCGUCUUCUACCUUCGUAUCACGCGGGCAGGCUCCGGGCGCGCGUCAUCGUUUCUCGCUCUCUCCGGUUGCGACCGUGUGCUACCCCCGCGAGCUUCCUCGUGCCACGGGAGGGCCGCUGCUGCCGUUCCGUCCACCGGUGGAUUAUCCGACAGAUGGCUGGAUAUAUGUCAAGAGGGGCCCCAAACGGUUCAGUUUACGUGUGCAACCUGCCUCCUGGAACUGAUGAGACUAUGCUAGCUGAAUAUUUUGGCACCAUAGGGUUGCUAAAGAAGGACAAGAGGACUGGGCGUCCAAAAAUUUGGAUAUAUAGGGACAAGGUUACCAAUGAACCAAAGGGUGAUGCAACGGUCACCUAUGAGGAUCCACAUGCUGCUUCAGCUGCGGUGGACUGGUUCAAUAACAAAGAUUUCCAUGGGAGUAUUAUCCAAGUUCACAUAGCUGAGUCAAAAAGUAAAGAUACAUUUGAUAGUUCCACAAAUUUGGCCAUCACUGCUGACCUUGGUGGACAAUAUGAAUUGGAUAACGGUGUUGGCAGAGGUAGAGGACGCGGUGAUGGUCCAGGAAAGGCCUGGCAGCAAGAUGGGGAUUGGAUGUGUCCAAAUACAAGUUGUGGCAAUGUAAACUUUGCCUUCCGUGGUGUUUGUAAUCGCUGUGGAGCUGCUCGCCCUGCUGGUGUCGGUGGAGCUGGUGGUGGUAGGGGUAGAGGCCAUGGUAGCGCUGAUGCAAGAGGAAGCAACCGUGCUGGUGCUGCUGCUGUUGUCGGGGGUCCACCUGGAUUGUUUGGUCCAAAUGAUUGGCCAUGUCCAAUGUGCGGUAACAUAAACUGGGCUAAGCGGACCAAAUGUAAUAUAUGUAACACUUCCAAGCCUGGUACAAAUGAAGGCGGUGUAAGGGGUGGCCGUGGUGGUGGGUACAAAGAGCUUGAUGAAGAAGAACUAGAGGAAGUUAAAAAGCGUCGGAAAGAGGCUGAGGAGGAUGAUGGAGAGAUAUAUGAUGAGUUUGGCAACCUCAAAAAGAAAUUUCGUGCCAAAGCACAGCAUACUGAAAGUGCCCAGAAUUAUCCUGGGUCUGGACGUGCUGGAUGGGAAGUUGAGCAUCGUGGUUCCAGUGAAAGGGAAGGCAGGGAGAGGAGCAGGGAUCGUGGUAGGGAUGAUUACGAUGACAAGGAAAUCAGCAACAGGGAACAUGGAAGAGAGCGGCGCCGGAGCCGGAGCCGGAGCAGAGACCGCGACAGGGAAAGGGGGAGGGACAGAGGAAGGGACCAUAACUACGAGAGGAGUCGGGAGCGCGACCGUGAUCGUCGCCACAGGUGAAGAGAGAAACGACAGGGGUUUCUGUUCCUCACUUACAUUGAUUUUACCAAUUUUUGUAGCCGUGGAGAUGUGGUGGUUUGUUAUUAGCAUCCUGGCGCUGAUUUUUCCUGUGCACCUGAUGUUGCUUUGAAUUAAUUGCUGCACUGGCACGCUAUUGUGAUAUCUUGCUCUUUGUAAAAUCGAGUGUGACAUGGACCGGGCCAUUGUUGUGCCGCCACAAGCUCGAAGCAGCUGUGGAUUUCUGAGCAACAGACUCCUCUGGCUGUUGCUUUGUCAUCAUUGGGUUUUGGACUUGAGCUUCGUUA